ACAAGUCAAGAACUCGAAGUUCUAUUUUCAGGUGCCGAUUGGUUACGUAUUUUGCCACUGUUUGUAACUCCCGCUGGGUAUCUGUCUUGCAGCGAGGGAUCAGAUACAAAUUUGAGAAGAGCUUUCUAAAUGGUUGCUGCUCGGGUUAUCGGAGGAAUCGUAGGAGGCAGCAUAGCGGCCUUCGUGAUCUCCUCGAAAGAUUCAAGAAAGGAGAAAGUAUACGCAUCCUGGACCACAAAUUCAUCACCGUCUGUGCGAUGGGAUUACAACUGGGACAGACGUGAUCCUGCCUGUUGUGCCCGGCCACCAAAAAGUGACGGACCUGACGAACAGAACCGUUAUAAUGAAGACCUGCAGAAAGCAAAGUCAAAGGCGACGAGGCAUAUUUUCCUCAUACGUCAUAGCCAGUACAACCAAAGCGGGGAGUCGGACCAAUACCUCACUCUCACGGAACUCGGUAGGAAGCAAGCCGAUUAUACUGGUCAGCGACUUCAACAUUUGGGCCAUCCUUUCUCCAAGAUCAUCCACUCAACAAUGACACGGGCAGUGGAGACGGCGACGAUCAUCCACAAGCACUUUGAGUCCUUGCCGAUGGAGGCCUGCGAGUUGAUACGUGAAGGAGCCCCCGUUCCACCGGAACCACCAAUUGGAUAUUGGAAGCCGGAAUCCACGUUCUACACCGACGGAGCCCGAAUCGAAGCCGGCUUCCGCAAAUACUUCCACAGGGCUCCUGCAGAACAGGCGCAAGACUCGUACGAAAUAAUCGUAUGUCACGCCAAUGUUAUUCGCUACUGGCUGUGCAGGGUCCUGCAGCUGCCUCCUGAAGCGUGGCUCAGGUUUUCCGUGGCCAACGCUAGCAUCACCAAGGUGUGUCUGCUGCCUUCUGGAAGAGUGACAGUCAGAUCAGUGGGCGACACCGGACACCUUCCCAAAGAAUUGAUCACGAGGUCAUAGAUACAAUGAAUAAAUACUAAUUUUAAACUUUU
Ornithodoros turicata is the source of this 986-nucleotide messenger RNA. Its product is annotated as serine/threonine-protein phosphatase Pgam5, mitochondrial-like. NCBI's taxonomy places the organism in Eukaryota, Metazoa, Arthropoda, Arachnida, Ixodida, Argasidae. Gene Ontology annotation, cellular component: mitochondrion. The record is from RefSeq and is a predicted model, not a curated record. Gene Ontology annotation, biological process: peptidyl-threonine dephosphorylation; positive regulation of mitochondrial fission. The transcript has 7 exons. Gene Ontology annotation, molecular function: protein serine/threonine phosphatase activity. The coding region runs from base 130 to 954 and encodes 274 amino acids.